UGUCACAGCAGACACGGCCUGAGCAGUGGCGGCAAGAAAACGUCGAAAAAGUCUCGAACAAGAAGAAGCAAACGAGGUCGGAGACGUCGGAAUAAAAAGAACAACAGGAACAAUAACAAUAAAACGCCGCCACCGUUUUUACCUCCGGAGGUAGCAGCUUCCUUUUAGCCUGCAAGUUAGCAACAUGCUAGCUAGCCAGCUAACGUUAGCUAGCUGCGCAAAGCGAACAACAAACUAAUAACAAUAGACACUAUUCACAUUGUAAGCCUGCAUUCAUGUACACAUAAACUCUACUCAAGCCAAGUCACAUCCCAAUGAAACAAUGCUGCUUAACGCCUCCAUGACGUCAUGUUGUCAGGGGAACGUCAAUAAAGCAACAUGUGCUUUACACAAAUACACACGAGGCUGAAGAAGGAAACAUUGAAUAUAAGCUCAAGCUGGUCAACCCCACUCAGUACCGCUUCGAGCAUCUAGCCACGCAGCUCAAAUGGCGUCUCCAGGAGGGCCGCGGCGAGGCUGUCUACCAGAUUGGCGUGGAGGACAACGGGCUGCUGGUGGGGCUGAGCGAGGUCGACAUGAAGGCAUCCAUCAGCACCUUGAAGAAGAUGGCUGAUAAGGUGGGCGCCGACAUUACCGUGCUCCGAGAGAGGGAGGUGGACUACGACCUGGACAGAAGCACACGCAGGAUUGCUGAGGUUCUGGUGCGAAAAGUUCCAGAUGAUCAGCAGUUCUUGGACCUGCGUGUGGCCGUGUUGGGGAACGUGGAUUCCGGGAAGUCCACCCUGCUCGGCGUCCUGACGCAGGGCGAGCUGGACAAUGGGCGAGGACGAGCGCGGCUCAACCUCUUCAGACACCUUCAUGAGAUCCAAACGGGACGCACGUCCAGCAUCAGCUUUGAGAUCCUGGGCUUCAACAGCAGAGGAGAAGUGGUCAACUACAGCGACUCUCGCAGCGCUGAGGAGAUCUGUGAGAGCUCCUCCAAGAUGAUCACCUUCAUGGACCUGGCUGGACACUACAAGUAUCUAAAGACCACCAUCUUUGGUCUCACCAGCUACUGCCCCGACUUCGCCAUGCUGGUGGUCAGUGGCAACACUGGUGUCGCUGGUACCACUCGGGAACAUCUGGGCCUGGCCAUGGCACUGAAAGUUCCCAUCUUCGUGGUGGUCAGUAAAGUGGACGUGUGCUCGCGCGGCACCGUGGACAGAACACUGCGUCAGCUGGAACGACUCCUCAAGCAGCCGGGCUGCAACAAAGUUCCUCUGCUCGUGUCCAACCCGGAUGACGCCGUCACCGCCGCUCAGCAGUUUGCUCAGUCGGCGUGCAUCACACCCAUCUUGACACUGUCCAGUGUGUCAGGAGAAAGUCUGGAGCUCCUCAAAGUCUUCUUGAAUGUUCUACCUCCUCUGAGCAACAGCAAAGAACAAGAGGAGCUCAUGCAGCAGCUCACGGAGUUCCAAGUGGACGAAAUCUACUCUGUGCCUGACGUGGGGACGGUGGUGGGCGGGACUUUAUACAGCGGGGUGUGUCGUGAAGGCGAGCGUCUGGUGGUCGGGCCCACAGACGAAGGUCACUUCCUGCGUCUAAAGGUGGUGAGCAUCCAGAGGAACCGCUCAGCGUGCAGACUGCUGAGGGCGGGGCAAGCAGCCACGCUGGCGCUCGGCAGCUUCGACCGAUCGCUGCUGCGCAAGGGGAUGGUGAUGGUGAGUCCCAAGAUGAAGCCUACCAUCUGUUGUGAGUUUGAGGCCGCCAUUGUGCUUCUCUUCCACGCCAAAACCUUCCGUCGAGGGUCACAGGUCACUGUCCAUGUGGGCAAUGUGCGACAGACCGCCGUGGUCGAGUGCCUCCAUGGGAAGGACGAGCUGCGAACCGGUGAGCGAGCCGUCGUUCGGUUCCGCUUCAUCAAACAUCCGGAGUACCUUCGGACCGGUGCCAAGCUGCUCUUCAGAGAGGGCGUGACCAAAGGCAUCGGCCACGUCACCCGUCUGCUGCCUGCUGACCAGAACCACCUGCAGAACCAGAACCUGCAGCAGCUCUGAAGACAUGAAGUGUGGUGAAUCAGUGGUUCUGGUCUGGUCUGCAGACCCCCUGCCCCCAGAUCUCCUCAUCCUCUUUGCUAAUCUGAUGUUGUCCCAUACGCUGAUCCAGAUUAUUUCCCAGCACGCUCCAAGAAGUUGUUUGUGUGUCAUGACUUUGUCAUCACUUGUUUGAGCACUUUAGGAUGUUUGCAGCGAAAAGAUGAACACUGAAUGUAUUGCAGAUAAACAUUAUUUAACUAAACUUUGACAUUUGUUGUGCAUGUGAGUGCUCAACGUUUACAUUUCAUGAAUAAACUGACAUGACUUCAACGCUCUAAUUUAGCCUACAAGCCUAGCAUGCUGGCCGUGAAUGUAGACGUGUGGAGGCAGGAGGCGGAACAUAAAUCUUUUAAUUUUGUUAUUUGCUCUUUAACGGCUGUCCAUCUAGACUACAAGUAAACAGAUGUUUACAUUGUGGUCAUGUGGUCCUC
Dunckerocampus dactyliophorus (ringed pipefish) is the source of this 2506-nucleotide messenger RNA. It is a transcript of the gene gtpbp2b, whose product is annotated as GTP binding protein 2b. Bases 576 to 2036 code for a protein of 486 amino acids. The record is from RefSeq and is a predicted model, not a curated record. Lineage: Eukaryota; Metazoa; Chordata; Actinopteri; Syngnathiformes; Syngnathidae. Gene Ontology annotation, molecular function: GTPase activity; GTP binding; translation elongation factor activity. The transcript has 12 exons. Gene Ontology annotation, biological process: translational elongation.